AUCUGCUUGUCCUCUUCUGUGACAGGGCUGUGAUCUCCCCGAGCAGAGCACGGUUCAUGUGGUUCUGCCCCCGUCCACCUCGACCCGGUGUUCUGAGCUGGUCCAGCAGCGCAGGCUGGGCGGCUGGAUGGAGAGCUUGACCCGACUUGACCUCAGUAGCUCCCGUCUGACCACCGCAUCUGAAGGUCUGGCUGUCAUUCUGGAGACAGAUGUAUCCAGACAGGGGGACUCUGUUGGACACACAGAAACUAGAGGCCACAGCAGUUUCUAUGUGUUCUGUAAGACGGUCUGCAAGGCCAUCCAACCUGGAAAACUACGUGUUCGGUGCAGAGACUGCAAACAAGGCACCCUGACCCUCAGCAGGGGCCCAUGCUGCUGGGAUGACGUCCUUCUCCCUAACAGGAUUCAUGGAGUAUGUCAGUCACAAGACUGUGAUGGCAGACUAGCGGAGUUUUACCUGAAAUGUGCAGCCCACCCCACCUGUGAUAAUGACACUUCAGCAGCGCUGGACUUGAUAAUGACCAACACACGCAGAGUGCCCUGCAUCGCCUGCACUGACAUUGUGACUCCAGUGCUGGUGUUUCAGUGUGCCGAGCGUCACGUGAUCUGCCUGGACUGCUUCCACCUGUACUGUGUGACCAGACUCAAUGAGCGGCAGUUUAUCCAGGAGCCGCUGGUGGGCUACUCCCUGCCCUGCGCAGCCGGCUGUCCUGAUUCACUCAUCAAAGAGGUUCAUCAUUUCAGAGUUCUGGGAGAUGAGCAGUAUGAGCGCUACCAGCGAUAUGCAGCGGAGGAGUGUGUUCUUCAGAUGGGAGGAGUUCUGUGUCCCGCUCCAGGAUGUGGUGCCGGGCUGCUUCCUGAGGAUGAUGGAAGGAGAGUCUGCUGUGAGUUAGGAAAUGGACUAGGCUGUGGGUUUGUGUUUUGCAGGGACUGUAAAGAAGAGUAUCACGAGGGCCCCUGCAGACGCAUGACGGCCACAGCAACAGGAAGUACCCUACAGGGUUAUAUUGUAGAUGAAGAAGCAGCUCUUCGCGCCCGCUGGGAUCAGGCCUCACAGGACACUAUAGCCAAAACCACUCAUCCCUGCCCAAAAUGCCAAGUUCCCGUGGAAAAGAACGGUGGCUGUAUGCACAUGGUGUGUCCACGUUCCCAGUGUAAGUUUGAAUGGUGCUGGCUCUGUCGUGUGGAGUGGAACAGAGAAUGUAUGGGCAACCACUGGUUCGGAUGAGCCGGAUACGCUCUCGCUGUGAGCUGAAACUCAGGGAAUGGAGCCAAGGGGAAAUCUGGCAAAUCAUUAGCUAGUCAAAUCAUUAUCACUGUUGUGAGGUACAUAUCAUGAAAUGCUGCUGACAUUCAAAGGUAUUUGUGGUAACCACAUAUAUUUUGGGUGUGAUGGAAUAAAAUUCUAGUGUUAUGAAAUAAAA
This is a messenger RNA of Megalobrama amblycephala (Wuchang bream), 1424 nucleotides long. RefSeq names its product parkin RBR E3 ubiquitin protein ligase (gene prkn). The transcript is spliced from 10 exons. Lineage: Eukaryota; Metazoa; Chordata; Actinopteri; Cypriniformes; Xenocyprididae. Gene Ontology annotation, biological process: protein polyubiquitination; regulation of apoptotic process; regulation of cellular response to oxidative stress. The coding region runs from base 128 to 1228 and encodes 366 amino acids. Gene Ontology annotation, molecular function: zinc ion binding; ubiquitin conjugating enzyme binding; ubiquitin protein ligase activity. The record is from RefSeq and is a predicted model, not a curated record. Gene Ontology annotation, cellular component: Golgi apparatus; mitochondrion; cytosol.